Messenger RNA from Alosa sapidissima (American shad), 701 nucleotides. Its product is annotated as roundabout homolog 2-like. The coding region runs from base 201 to 701 and encodes 166 amino acids. The record is from RefSeq and is a predicted model, not a curated record. Gene Ontology annotation, cellular component: axon; plasma membrane; neuronal cell body. The transcript has 4 exons. Gene Ontology annotation, molecular function: axon guidance receptor activity. Gene Ontology annotation, biological process: synapse organization; homophilic cell-cell adhesion. NCBI's taxonomy places the organism in Eukaryota, Metazoa, Chordata, Actinopteri, Clupeiformes, Clupeidae.
CGCCAGGCUGGCACAGGACAACAGUCAUUGACCACUAUCUCCCCCCUCCCCUCCCCUCUGGAACUGUAAAUGACUAUCGAUGGGAAAUAUAAUCAGGGGCGAAUGGCAUAUAUAUGGUCUGGGGCCCAGCGAGUGGGCUACCGCUGCUCCAGAGAUGAUGCAUCAGACGGGCCCGAACGUCUCGAGCAUCCAAUGGUGCCAUGGCUGCAAGGCUGGACAGAGUGGGGCAGACUCCAGUCUUACCCGAGACUCUUCUGAUCCUCUCCCUGCUGGUUCCUGUCUUCUGCAUCUUUUUUCUGCAGACAGUGGUUGCCCAAGGUCAAGGAUCUCGACUUCGCCAGGAGGACUCUCCUCCGCGGAUAGUGGAGCACCCCUCUGACCUGAUCGUGUCCAAGGGGGAGCCGGCCACCCUCAACUGCAAGGCGGAGGGCCGGCCCACCCCCACGGUCGAGUGGUACAAGGACGGCGAGCGCGUGGAGACCGACAAGGACGACCCGCGUUCCCACCGCAUGCUGCUGCCCAGCGGCUCGCUCUUCUUCCUGCGCAUCGUCCACGGCCGCCGCAGCAAGCCCGACGAGGGAGCGUACGUGUGCGUGGCCAGAAACUACCUGGGGGAGGCCGUCAGUCGCAACGCUUCGCUGGAAGUAGCCUGUAAUCUGAGAGAUGGCCUGAGGGCCACAAUGGCCAUGAAAUUGCUGUGA